Messenger RNA from Terrapene triunguis (Three-toed box turtle), 1710 nucleotides. RefSeq names its product carboxymethylenebutenolidase homolog. Bases 841 to 1578 code for a protein of 245 amino acids. Lineage: Eukaryota; Metazoa; Chordata; Testudines; Emydidae. Gene Ontology annotation, molecular function: hydrolase activity. The transcript has 6 exons. The record is from RefSeq and is a predicted model, not a curated record.
CUUUUGAUUAAAUUAUAUUUUUAGGGGGAAAGUAUUUUCUAUAAUUAUUUUAGGGAUAAAUAUUUGAUAAAUUAUAUUUUAGGGAAAACACAAAGGCCAUAUUAAUAGAAGUCUGACAAAGAACAUUGCAGAGACUUUUUGACACUAAAAUGAAUUGUACUUUUCUUUUGUAGUUAUUAACACAUGAUUUCAAGUUGAAUUCUUUUAAAUGAUUCUCAGAUUGAACUUCGCUUAAUAUUGUUAUAAUGUGCUAGGAAAAGUUCUCCAAGUUCCUUGAGAUUUAUCCUCUUCACAUUUUUGGUCCAUUACAAUUAACUGUGCAUUGUGGCCCCAAUUCAGCAAAGUAUUUAUUUAAACAUGUGCUUAAAUCACCAAUUCUUAAUUUAAGCACAUGCUUAGAUUCUUUGCUGAAUACAAACCUGAGAGAUUAGACUGGUUUGACCUGUACUCUUCUGGCCAAUUUGGAUUUCAUAGAUGUCAUCAAUGGAGUAAAUUUCCCUGUAUUACAAAACAUGUCAAUCUUGUGACUAAGCCAAAAAAUAAACCUAGAACCAGCACAGCCUUUGUUUAAAAUGAAAUGGUAAAAUAACUGAAUACACACCCGGUUAAGUCUUGCAGAUAAAAUUGUGAUUCAUUAACUAAGAUCUGGCAAUACAAGUUCAGGGUCAGGACAAAUGUGAAACAACUUGACAGGACUUGUUCAGUCUUCCUGAACAGCCUCGUUCUGUCUUCCUGAAGUUGGACAGCUUUAAAUAAAUUACCCUCAAAGAAAAGAAUUGCUGUAUUUUUAAACAGCAACAGAACUGAAUCAACUGCUCAGCCAAGCACAAGACACCAAAGAUGGCCAAUGAAGCAAGACCUUGCCCAUGUGACAUUGGAGACAGGUUUGAGUAUGGGGGCCUUGGGCGUGAAGUACAAGUUGAGCACAUCAAGGCGUAUAUUUGCAAACCAUCCACCAGCACGGAAAAAGCUGUGAUUGUGAUUCAAGAUAUAUUUGGAUGGCAACUUCCAAAUACCAGAUACAUGGCUGAUAUGCUUGCAGCUAAUGGAUACAUAGCCAUCUGCCCAGACUUCUUUGUGGGACAAAAACCUUGGGAACCUUCUGAUGACUGGUCCACCUUUAAUGACUGGCUGAAAACUCGAGAUGCCAGCAAGAUAGACAGGGAAGCUGAUGUUGUCUUGAAGUAUCUAAAGGAGCAAUGCAAUGCAAAGAAGAUCGGUGUCAUUGGAUUUUGCUGGGGUGGAAUGGCUGUACAUCACUUGAUGCUGAAAAAUCCUGAAUUAAAAACUGGGGUGGCCAUAUAUGGAAUAAUAAAGUACUUUGAGGAUAGAUACAGUUUGCUCCACCCCACAUUCUUCAUUUUUGGUGAAAAUGAUGAUUACAUCCCUCUUGAACAAGUCACCCUACUGGAGCAGAAACUAAAACAACACUGUAAAGUUGAUUACAAAGUUAAAAUUUACCCUGGACAAACUCAUGGUUUUGUACAUCGCAAGAGAGAAGAUAUGAACCCUCAAGAUAAACCUUACAUUGAAGAAGCAAGAAAGGACAUGCUCAACUGGCUAAAUAAAUACCUUUAACAAAAGUAUACUGCUAGAUCUGUAAAACACAAUCCAGUAAUUUGUUAGGCAGACUUUAGAGCACAUUGUAAUUUUAUUUUUGGAAAAAAUAAAAAUAAUUUAAAAUUUAAUUAGAAGAUUAAAAAAAAAGAG